AUGAAGGAAGCUCAUGUAAAACCUGUCCCUUUCGCUGAUGUUCAGCGUGCCAAAGCAUACAUACUUCUUUAUGAAACAUCUGCAGACACUAAAGUGGAAUGUAAGAACAAAGACUUACAACAAGUAAAAUCAGUUGUAUUUGGACCUUACAAGAAUAAGGACGAAAUUGUAGUUGAAGUGAAAGGGGAUAUGGAUGCCUUCUUGAUGUCAUCUGUGACAAUUACAAGGGCAUCUCUGCGCCGCCUAGCUGUGCCACCUAAAACCAGCUGGAUCAAUGUAUCAGACUACUGGCUUAACGAUGAGGUCAAGACCGACUUAUUUUCAAAGAUGUUCUGGGUUUUUCCCAUAAACAUUUCUCAAAAUCAUUGGACAGCAGUGGAAAGAGAUAUCCCAAAGCAGAAGAAUAACUAUGAUUGUGGUUUAUUCAUGCUAAAGACAGACAUUCCAAAGAUAAGAAAUAACAUGCUUCUGGCCCUUUGGAGAAACAGGAAAAGUGCAAAGCUUAUAAGCCCCAAUGGCACUCAAACUACAUCACCAACCAAACCACCAACAGCCACACCACCUGGACAACCUAUGACACCAUCCACAGCCACACCACCUGGACAACCUACGAAACCAUCCACAGCCACACCACCUGGACAACCUACGAAACCAUCCACAGCCACACCACCUGGACAACCUACGAAACCAUCCACAGCCACACCACCUGGACAACCUACGAAACCAUCCACAGCCACACCACCUGGACAACCUACGAAACCAUCCACAGCCACACCACCUGGACAACCUACAAAACCAUCCACAGCCACACCACCUGGACAACCUACAAAACCAUCCACAGCCACACCACCUGGACAACCUACGAAACCAUCCACAGCCACACCACCUGGACAACCUACGAAACCAUCCACAGCCACACCACCUGGACAACCUAUGAAACCAUCCACAUCAUACAAGUAUCCACAUUGCAAACAAAAAUUUACAAUCAAGUCAAACAUGCAGAGACACAUUAAAAACACACAUGGCAGCAAUACAGAUGAUGGAAACAGCAAAUGUCUUUCAUGUGACUUUAGGUGUCACAGAGUUUCAGAUCUCAGAUUACAUUUGACUUCAGUCCAUGGGAUUAAGCUCGAGGAGGAAACAGUAAAUUUCUUGAACUAUACAGGCUCAGAGGCACUCUAGUUGUUUGGAACUGUGCAUGAAUCAUGCCCUUGAUUCCUGUGCCAUGGACCAUCCUGAUAAUUCGGAAGAGUACAACGUAGUCUACAGGAUUUACAACAAAGUGGAUGCUGCUAUAGUGCAAACUCCUUCCCCUUUAAGAGAAGAAUACAGGAAAGACAUAAACGACUUCAAAAAGAAAUUUUCUGAAUAUGUGGGUCACAUUGUCAGAACCAAACAUCAGAGUGAAUA
This is a messenger RNA of Exaiptasia diaphana, 1410 nucleotides long. Its product is annotated as translation initiation factor IF-2. The coding region runs from base 1 to 1182 and encodes 393 amino acids. Lineage: Eukaryota; Metazoa; Cnidaria; Anthozoa; Actiniaria; Aiptasiidae. The transcript has 9 exons. The record is from RefSeq and is a predicted model, not a curated record.